Penicillium chermesinum is the source of this 1488-nucleotide messenger RNA. RefSeq lists its product as uncharacterized. The record is from RefSeq and is a predicted model, not a curated record. Lineage: Eukaryota; Fungi; Ascomycota; Eurotiomycetes; Eurotiales; Aspergillaceae. The transcript is spliced from 3 exons. The coding region runs from base 1 to 1488 and encodes 495 amino acids.
AUGCUCGAUGAAAACUUACCAACUUUCUUCUUGAAGAACAAUUCCCAGUCUCCACAGCAGAGCACUAUCUACCAUCGUCAAUAUGGUAAUGAUCCCGAACCAACCUACACCCUCCGCCGUCUCGAUCCCGCAGACCCUUCGUCCGAAAACCAUUACGGCGUCGCCCUCUCCGACCCUUGGGUACCUGGAAUCGUCUACGGAGAGGUAUCUGUGAAGCCGGAAUGGACUCAACCGAGUCUUUCUGCAGAUGCCAUCCGUGCCAAUGGCGGUGUUGUACCGCCACCAGAGCCCAUCAUUCCCCCAGAGUUCACCGUUCAGCUCUACAAUCCUGACCAACAGGUCGUUGUGUACUACAAAGCGAAGACAUGGAACCGACCAGCUCACUGGGUAUUUGAGAUGCCACAGCGGACAUUUCGUUUACCCUCCGCUUCAACUCUCGACCGUACCCAGAGCGACCCCGCAACCGCGGACGUGACGCCCAAGCUGCGGUUCAGUUGGCGCAAGGAUGGGAAGCUGUCCAAAGAUCUCUCCUGUCUGCUCCACGGCAAAACGUCCACUAUGCCCGACACGAAGCACAAGAGCCGCGAGCCCGAUAUUACUGUCGCGAUUUUCCAGGGCCUAAAAGAGCUCACACUCUACGAGCCCAACUUAUACCGUGUGGAGAUGGAAGACUUCAAGGGUCUCGAAGUGGUCCUGCUGCUGGCGGCAGUGGCUAUCCGCGAUAUAUUUUUUGGAUCUGUCAAGGAAGUGUUCAACAUCAAAGCAGGGGGAGCAAGCACCGUCCCCGGCCGCAAGAGCCCGAAAGCGCAAACACAGGGAGCACCGCCAGCCACGGCAUUACCAGACGGCAAGCCGGCUCCUCGGAUCUCGAUUCCAAAUUCUCCAACCCCAGCACCUCAACCUCGGCCCCGACCGCGCCAGGACAAUGCCGCAGAAGAGGAAGCCCGCCGUACCCAAACCCUUCUGGAAAAAGAGAAGCGCGAGCGCGAGCAGGCCAAACGCCGCCGAGACCAAGAAAUCGAGCUCGAGACGAAGCGGCUGCAAGAGAUCUACGGCAAAGAAGAGCAGCAAGCCCGACUGCAGGCACCAGCCGCGUCGUCCCCUUCACGGCCGAACCUGCCUCCUCGACACAGCGGGCCUGCUCGUCCACAACCGCACCGCUACUCCCAGUCAUACUCCCUACAUGCCUCAGAGCCAGUCCACUCCCCCUGGCUACCAAUCACUGGCGUAGAUCCUCGGGCCCAGUCUACUGCGAACCUGCACCCUCCUCGGCCCAUGCCGCCUAGGCCUCAGUCGACGGUUGGUUUCUAUCAGAUCCCGACUAGCAGUGGGGCCCUUCUUCCUGGGCCGAGCCAAACGAGUCCUCCGCAAUUGAGUGCUCAGCAGAAGCUUCAGCCGAAGAAGAGCAGUUUCUUUGGAUUCCGGCGCAAUAAGGAGGAAGCUUCACCGGGUAAUAAGCUUGAUAAAAAGCGGAGUUCCAUGUUUUGA